This is a messenger RNA of Zophobas morio, 1779 nucleotides long. RefSeq lists its product as uncharacterized. Gene Ontology annotation, molecular function: DNA helicase activity. Gene Ontology annotation, biological process: telomere maintenance; DNA repair. The transcript is spliced from 4 exons. The coding region runs from base 1 to 1779 and encodes 592 amino acids. Lineage: Eukaryota; Metazoa; Arthropoda; Insecta; Coleoptera; Tenebrionidae. The record is from RefSeq and is a predicted model, not a curated record.
AUGAGACCUGACACAUGUGCUGAAACCAACAAAAAAGUUAGUGCUAUGAAUUUCUAUUCAUACAGACUCAUGAUCCGUCAAGGUGAAGUAAAUCAUAUUUUGAUGUAUCAAAGACUUUUUCAUCAGUUUGCAGUCGACAUGUAUGUCAAAAUUGAGACUGAACGAUUGACAUACAUCCGUUUGAACCAACGACAGCUACGAUCAGAGGAAUACAUUCAUCUCCGUGAUUCUAUAAAUGCGGAUGGCAAUGUGAAUAAUGAUGCUAUGUCAUAUGUUAGGCAUUAUGGCCGCCCAGACUUAUUUGUUACAUUCACAUGUAACCCUAAAUGGUCCGAAAUCAAGAGGGAAUUGCUAUAUAGCCAAACACCAGUUGAUAGACAUGACAUAACUGCCAGAGUUUUUAAACAAAAAUUAAAAUCUCUCAUGAAUUUCUUAAUAAAGCAUUGUGUGUAUGGCCGAGUCCGUUGUUGGAUGUAUUCUGUAGAAUGGCAAAAGCGUGGAUUGCCACAUGCGCACAUAUUAAUCUGGUUAGUGGACAAAAUAAGGCCAAAUGAGAUUGAUUCCAUAAUUUCAGCUGAAAUCCCACAUGAAACAGUUGACCCAAAAUUGCAUGCAGUAUUUACCAAACACAUGAUACAUGGACCUUGCGGACUUUUCAACUACAAUUCACCAUGUAUGGUCGACGGCAAGUGUUCCAAGCGAUACCCAAGAGACCUGCUUGCUGAAACCAUAACGGGAAAUGAUGGAUACCCAUUGUAUCGUCGGCGAUCAGUUGCGGAUAAUGGGCGAUCGGUAGUUGUGAAGGUAAGAGGACAAAAUGUUGAUGUGGACAAUCGUUGGAUUGUGCCAUACUCGCCAAUAUUGUCCAAAGCUUUUGAGAGUCACAUCAAUGUAGAAUAUUGUAACUCUGUGAAGUCGGUAAAGUACAUAUGUAAAUAUGUUAACAAAGGUAGCGAUAUGGCUGUCUUCCCUGUAACCAAUGCAAAUGAUGAAAUAUCACAGUACCAGAUGGGUCGCUAUCGUCGAAAACAAGGAAUGCCAGUUGAAGGACAUCCAAAUGUAUUUUCUUCAGACGCUCUGGGUCGCAUCUACACAGUACAUCCAAAUAACGAUGAAUGUUAUUAUUUGCGGUUGUUGUUGGUGAAUGUUCGUGGUCCGAUAUCGUUUAAACAACUGAGAACAGUUAAUGGACAGCUGUGUGCGACUUACCGUGAGGCAUGUCAACUAUUGCAUUUACUUGAGAACGAUUCGCACUGGGAUGAUACGCUCAAGGAUUCCGUAAUAUCUUCAUCGCCGCAUCAAAUUCGUACAUUGUUUGCGAUUAUCAUAUCGACAUGUUUCCCCUCGAAUCCAAAAGAUUUGUGGGUUAAGUAUAGAGAUGACAUGUCUGAGGGUGUUUUGCAUCGUGUGCGCCGUCAAACUUUGAAUCCUACACUACAAAUGACUACAGAAAUUUACAAUGAGACAUUGAUCAUGAUAGAAAAUAUGUGUUUAUUGAUGGCAAAUAAAGUAUUGUCGUGUUUGGGAAUGACAGCACCAAAUCGUCAUAUGCACGAUGCAUUAAACCACGAGUUGCAAAGAGAACAACAGUACGACAUUGAAGCAUUGGCCGAAACAGUUCGUACAAAUGUUCCACAAUUAAAUCAACAACAAAAAAUUGCGUACAACACUUUGAUAGAAGCUGUGAACAGUGGAUCUGGUGGAAUUUAUUUCCUUGAUGCUCCCGGAGGAACCGGAAAAACGUUCUUAAUUUCAUUGCUUUUGGCGAGGAUCAGAUAG